UGGACUAUUUCUCGUUGCCUUCUACGACCAAGGAUGUCAAGGAGAACAAGGAAAAACCUCAGGUUCCUGGCUUGAGUGCGUCGAACAAAGAUUCUUUCAGCAUAUCCAGCAAUAUUUGUUCUACGAAGCUGACCCAGAAUGUUAAGCUUCUGGGGUUGCUGAAUUGGGCUUCCCACAAAGAGACAUUGAUCGAUUCUUUGACAGGUCUACGCUGGGUUGAUGGAGAAGAAGUCGUAAAAUUUUUACAAGAUAUUUUGGACGCUUUAUUUAAUAUUUUAAUGGAUAACCCAAAGACUGACACCUAUGAUACUCUAGUUUUCGAAUGUUUACUAGAAAUUAUUGGUCUAGUUAGUAACGAUUGGAAGUAUCAGCAUUUCGAACCUGUCCUAGAUUUGUAUAUCAAGGAGAGUUUCAGUGCUACAUUAGCUUACAGGAAACUGAUAUCAGUAUUAAAAACGGUUGUUAGCAAUGCCACGGAUUCAAGGUCGAGUUCAAAAGAUCUGAUUUUCAAGACUAUGAAAUGUUUUCAGUAUUUCAUGAGGUUCGUAGCUAGAAGUCGAAUUUUGUACAUGGAACUCUACCCCGAAAAUGAUCCGGAAGACGACUUCAACGCGAACAUUAGAAGUCUUUUGAAAGAUAUCAAUUCUAUGAUGUCCUCCGAUAUCGAGGGACUGAUCAGGGAGCAAGGAGCCUGUUUGAAGUAUUUCCCAAGUUGUAUUCCUGAUAUUUUGUUAGUUUUUAAUCACGUUGAACUGAGCAAUGUUUUAUUUGACAUGAUCACCAAAAUGCCAUUGGGCCGACUGACAAAACAGAAGAUGAUGACAAUAAAUGAGAUAAUUCAUAGCAAAAUAUUUUUGUAUCCUGAAUGUAGAGUGAUAUUACUCCCGCUCAUAACUGAACAAGUAAAAACGUUAUUUUUAACCAAGGAGGAGGGACUUGUGAGGCAAGAUGGAAGGAGACAGAAUAAUAGAUCGGUGGCCAAGGUUGCUCAACUUCUGGGGACGACAGAACGGUUUGUCAAUCAACACGUGGGAUAUCCGGAAGAGGUGGAGUUGUGCAUAAAAAACAUGAGCGAUAUAAUGGAACUGCUCUUCCGCAGAGAUAUAGGAUCCACUUUUAAAGAUCUAACUGUAAUCAUCCAGUCAGCGCUCCGAACGAUUAUCCAGAGCCAUAUAAAAAUGGAGAAAGACAACCCCCACGCGAGUAAUCUCGUUGCUGUAAUGUUAGACAUAUUUCGACAGAUGACAAGCGACCACUAUUCCGACUACAUAAAGAAGUUCCCCACCAACUUUGACAUCUUGGACUUCUUGAUGGAAAUCCUCGUGGUUUUCAAGGAACUAGUCAGUAAUUCCGUGUUUCCCAAAGACUGGUGCGACAUGAUCAUGUUACAGAACAGCAUCAUUCUCAAAUCGCUGAGGUUUUUUUCUCACACGAUAAGAGAUUGUUUUUUCCAAAAAUUCGAACACGACUCUUGGAAUAACUUUUUCCAUUGCGCGAUAGCUUUCAUGACACAGGAGGCGUUGCAGUUGGAGAAUUUUUCUUUCAACAAGCGGAUGAGGAUAGUCGACCAAUAUAAGGAUAUGAGGGUGGAAAUGGGUUUUGAGAUUAAAGCCAUGUGGUUCAAUUUAGGUCAAAAUAAGGUCCAAUUCGUGCCUUCUCUCGUCGGGCUCAUACUCGAGAUGACUUUAAUUCCAGAGCCAGUACUACGCAAAGCUACCAUUCAAAUAUUCUUCGAUAUGAUGCUUCAAAACUGA
Molecule: messenger RNA, 1754 nt
Organism: Leptinotarsa decemlineata (Colorado potato beetle)
Lineage: Eukaryota; Metazoa; Arthropoda; Insecta; Coleoptera; Chrysomelidae
Gene: mbc
Product: dedicator of cytokinesis protein myoblast city
Biological process (GO): small GTPase-mediated signal transduction; cell migration; myoblast fusion
Cellular component (GO): plasma membrane; cytoplasm
Molecular function (GO): small GTPase binding; guanyl-nucleotide exchange factor activity
Source: RefSeq, a predicted model, not a curated record